AUGGACUCAUCGCUAGUGCAUGUGUGGUUGAUUGCGAAUCCAACCAGUGGACGCGGCCGUGGAAAAGUACUGCAGCGCCGUAUUCAAAAGGCACUCCAAUCAAAAUGCCCAACAGCCAUCACACGUGUGCGGACGGCGAGUGAAUUGUUGCCGCACACAACCGCAGAGAAGAGUCAACAACAACAACAACGAGAAAGAGAAAAAGAAAGGGAAAGAGAAGAAGAAGAAGAGUUUGGAUUUUCAGAGGGGAAUGAGAGUAAUGAGUCUAUCUCGUUUGAGGGAGAUGGGACUGGAUUGUGUGUAGAUAUCAUCAGCACGGAAAUGAACAUCCGUGGACGUGAAAUUGCCGAACACAUUGCACGGAAUAUAGUAACAACCCGACUGCGGCGAUGUAUAAGAAAUGCAGGAGGGACAAUAAAAACAACAAAAACGACUACUACUACUACUACUACUACUAAUACUAAUGAUAGUAGUACUACUACUACUACUACUACAACUACUACUACGACUACGAAUGGUAAUACGACUACGAAUGAAGCCUCUUUAUCUGAGGAAGGGGAAGUUCUUCAUAUAUUUGCUGCUAUGGGUGGAGAUGGUUCUUUAAGUGAUGUUGUGAACGGUAUGUGUUUUGGUACUCUCUCGGCUUUUCAUGAACUUCUCCCAACACUACUACAUCACAAUGUAGAAAAGGAAGAGAAGGAAGAAAAGGAAGAGAGGGAUCAUCAUAAUGAUUGUUAUUCUAAACGUUAUUAUUGGCAAUCACUUGAGGAUAAAUCUAUUUUACGACAUUUUCUCCCUCCUUUAAUAUAUAUAUGUGCAGGAACAGGUGCGGACUUUUCACGGCUUAAACUUAGCUGUUCAAAUGAAAAUGAAUUUGUAUCUAUUGUACGCGGUAUAUAUGAACAGGUGAUAUCGCAUUCACCUUCACAAACUAUUUCCAGAAUAUAUAUGGGAGUAGUGCAUGUGAAAAGGAAUGUGGAUAAUGAUAAAGAAGAAGAAGAAGAAGAAGAAGAGGGUAAGCUUCCACGUGAUGCUUCCCAAUCUAUCUAUAAGAAAACAAAUAGAAACAAAAACGAAUUAUCUGGAUUUAAAGUAUAUGAUGUGGAUGUUGGUCGUGUGAAUUUCCCACGAAGUGGACGACAUUACUUUUUUAUUAAUGAAUGUUCAUGUGGAAUGUCAUGCGAUGUUAUUGAAAAGGCUAAUAAGUAUAGAAAAAACAGAUUACUUUCUAUGACUGGAGGAACAGUUAUGUUUGCUCUUGCCUCUAUAGUUUCACUUGUACAAAUGAAACCCAAACCAUUUCGUCUCUUUCCACUCCCUGCAGUUGUGGAGAUCCCAUCCAACCGUCUAAUCCCACGAUGUGUAAAUAGUACACUUCUUCAUCCACACACAUUAACUACAACAAUAGCAUUUCAAGGUGUACAAGAAGAUUUGGAUUGGUUACAUAAAUGUCAGGGAAAUGAUAUACUUCCAGAGACAGAGCCACUUCGCUAUGGUGCUAAUUACUAUCUUUACAAUGUGAAUGAUAGAAAUAUUUCUCCGUCUAAUGUGGAUAGUAUUUCCACUGUAGAUAAUACACCUAAUCCAUUUUACUCCGAUAACAAAACGCGUGAGGCUAAAAUACCAAGUGAAAUCCUCGCCGCUGUGGAGGAUUCUAACGGUGAAAAUGGGUGGAUUUGUUUUCCAUCCUCUACACUAGUAUUUGGAAAUGGACGAUGGUUUGGUGGGGGUUUGCAGGUAACACCACACGCUAAUCCCACAGAUGGUCUUUUAAGUAUAACGAACUGGGUAGCCACAUUCUUUCGCUUUGUUUCGCAUAUUCCUUCUAUAUAUACUGGCAAUCAUACACAUUGGCCAUCCACAACAACAUGGAAUACGGCGCGGUCUAUUGUAGAUGUAGAUUCGCGUUCCUUUAAAAGUCCUUCUGGGGGAAAUACAAAUCCAUCCUCGCAUAAAUUAAAUGGAGAGGCCUUAUUGACGUGUUUGGAAAUAGACGGUGAACUCAGAGAACAACUACCUUGUAUUGUGGAGAUGUGUGGAAUUGUAACAAUACUGGUACCAGUUCGUUCAGGGAAAAAAGGAGAGAAUUGGAGUGGAAAGAACAACAAAAAUGAUUAA
This is a messenger RNA of Trypanosoma theileri, 2118 nucleotides long. Its product is annotated as putative sphingosine kinase A, B. The coding region runs from base 1 to 2118 and encodes 705 amino acids. Gene Ontology annotation, cellular component: TIM22 mitochondrial import inner membrane insertion complex. Lineage: Eukaryota; Euglenozoa; Kinetoplastea; Trypanosomatida; Trypanosomatidae. Gene Ontology annotation, biological process: protein insertion into mitochondrial inner membrane. The record is from RefSeq and is a predicted model, not a curated record. The transcript has a single exon.